CCGCUUUUUGUCGCACUCAGUGGACCACAAGGAUCAGGCAAAACCACACUUGUAAAAGAACUGGUAAAAGAGUUGGACCAGCGAGUGGGAUUAAAAGCAGUUGCCUUGAGUGCAGACGAUCUAUACCUGACACAUGCAGAGCAAGUCAUACUAGCCAACACACACAAAAGCAAUACAUUAUUACAAUACCGAGGAUUACCAGGAACACAUGGCAUCUCAUUAGGAGUUCAAGUUCUUUCUCAUCUUGCAAGACAAAACGAACACAUCAACAAUAGUGUCAGUAUCCCAUGUUAUGACAAAUCUCUAUACCAAGGCAGAGGAGAUCGAAUGGAUGAAUUGCACUGGAAAACAGUGACAGGACCGGUAGAUAUAGUCUUGUUUGAAGGUUGGUUCUUGGGAUUUCGAUUCAAUUGGAAUGCAUCAACUCAACCCAACUGGAAUGACAUUCUCUCAUCUCGAUCCGAGUCUCAAUCUGGAUCUCAACCUGGAUUCACUUCAAUCUGCACUCAAGACAAUCUUAUUCAAGUCCUCAACUCGCUUGUGGAAUACAAUCAACAAUGGUAUCCAUUCAUCCAUGCUUUUAUCCAUAUAAUUACCCCACAACUUGAUUGGAUUUACGAUUGGCGAUGGGAACAGGAACAGACCAUGAAACACACUGCAAAUACUUGCAACCUCAAUACUAUGGACACUGUUGGAUUAAGUCGAGUUCAAAUCAAUGACUUUGUAGAUCGGUUUAUUCCCGUGUAUCGAAUGUGUUUGCCUCGACUAAUCUCAAAU
This is a messenger RNA of Batrachochytrium dendrobatidis JAM81, 777 nucleotides long. RefSeq lists its product as uncharacterized. Lineage: Eukaryota; Fungi; Chytridiomycota; Chytridiomycetes; Rhizophydiales. The record is from RefSeq and is a predicted model, not a curated record. The transcript has a single exon. The annotation marks the transcript as partial.